This is a messenger RNA of Gopherus evgoodei (Goodes thornscrub tortoise), 1033 nucleotides long. It is a transcript of the gene RND2, whose product is annotated as Rho family GTPase 2. NCBI's taxonomy places the organism in Eukaryota, Metazoa, Chordata, Testudines, Testudinidae. Bases 52 to 732 code for a protein of 226 amino acids. The record is from RefSeq and is a predicted model, not a curated record. Gene Ontology annotation, molecular function: GTP binding; GTPase activity. Gene Ontology annotation, biological process: small GTPase-mediated signal transduction. The transcript has 5 exons.
GCGGGGCCGGAGCGGGGCCGGGCGGCGCGAUGCUGGGCGCGUAGCGGCACCAUGGAGAGCGGGGCCCGCUGCAAGAUCGUGGUGGUGGGGGACACCCAGUGCGGCAAGACGGCGCUGCUGCAUGUCUUCGCCAAGGACUGUUACCCCGAGAACUAUGUCCCCACCGUGUUUGAGAACUACACGGCGAGCUUCGAGAUCGACAAGCAGCGCAUCGAGCUCAACAUGUGGGACACCUCAGGCUCAGCGUAUUAUGACAACGUCCGCCCCUUGGCCUACCCCGAUUCGGACGCCGUGCUCAUCUGCUUUGACAUCAGCCGCCCAGAGACGCUGGACAGUGUACUCAAGAAGUGGCAAGGGGAGACCCAGGAGUUCUGCCCCAAUGCGAAGAUCGUGCUGGUUGGCUGCAAGCUGGACAUGCGGACAGAUCUGAACACCCUCCGGGAGCUCUCCAAGCAGCGCCUCAUCCCCGUCACACACGAGCAGGGCAGCACGCUGGCACGGCAGAUGGGGGCAGUGGCCUAUGUGGAAUGCUCCUCCAAGGUCUCCGAGAACAGCGUGCGGGACGUCUUCCACGUAACCACGCUGGCCUCUGUCAAUAGGAUGCACAAGAAUCUCAAGCGGAGCAACUCCAAGCGGGGACUGAAGCGGGCAUCUCAGAUGCCCAGCAGGACGGACUUGUUGAAUGACACAGAGAUCAGGAAAGACCGAGCCAAGAGCUGCUCCAUCAUGUGACAAAUGGGCUGUAAAUAAUGUGUGUGCGCGCGCGUUGUUUGUUUUUGUACAGUAACAGGCCUAGACAAGGGCACAGCACUGGCUGCGGGAGCCAGCCUGCCUUCCCAAGGCUUUUCUUUUAGUCUCUAGGUCUGAGACACGCUAGCUGCAAAUCAGGGUGCAUGUGUCACCCUCUCACCAUGGAGACUUCUGGAUUGGCUGUUGCUGUGCUGACUGCUUGGGAUAAAGGAACCACUCAGCAGAGGAAUAUUCAGGUGCUGGAAAGUCUGUGAUGAAGUAAAGAAAAGGAGUGUGUGUGUGU